AUGCCACAAGAGCUCCCCCCUCAGCAAGGAUUUCCUGAAAUCAGAUAUCGUCGUUACUUACCAAAACGUGGUCCUUCUGGAUUAGUUUUACUUUUAGGUGUUACUGCUAUAUCAGGUUUCGGUUUCUAUAGACUUUUCCAAGGCAAUCUUGAAAGAAGAGAGUUAAAGCGUGAAAAUUUAUGGUCACGUAUUCAUUUAGUCCCACUAUUGACGGCUGAAUCAGAUAGGGAUAACUACCGUCGUUUGGAGGCUGCUAAGGCCCGUGAAGCAGAGGUUAUGAAAGACGUCGACGGCUGGAAAGUCGGUGAAUCAGUUUACAACAACACCAAAUAUUUUACUCCACCAAAAUAUAUCUAUUUGCCCGAACAGCACCAGCAGAAUUAG
Mycotypha africana is the source of this 384-nucleotide messenger RNA. RefSeq names its product GRIM-19. The coding region runs from base 1 to 384 and encodes 127 amino acids. Lineage: Eukaryota; Fungi; Mucoromycota; Mucoromycetes; Mucorales; Mycotyphaceae. The transcript has 2 exons. The record is from RefSeq and is a predicted model, not a curated record.